GUAAAAGCAAUAAUGUUUCCACUUUCUCUAAAGGCCACCGAGCCAUGCCGUGUGUGUGUGUGUGCGUGCGUGUGUGAGAAAACCUUGUGGGUUGUCGAAUUUAUCAAGUGGGAUUUGCGGCAGGAACCUGCGGCUGCCCCGCAGUUGAAAAAUCCACAUGACGUUUGCCAUGCAGCCGUUAAAAAAUGUAACACACUCCUCCUCAAACUGCUGUCCACUCCAGGGGAAAGAAGAAGCUUUUUCACUUUCUUACUUUCGACACUGGAAAACGUGAAGGUGCACGUGCACGUCUCAAAAGGUCAACAGGUGGUUUCAAUAAAUAAAUAAAAAAGAACAGGCCUACAUUUAUUUUUAUUUAAUAAAAAACAUGUAUUUCACUUUUUACAAUUUUUUAAAGUGUAUUUUGUUUUAUUUUUGCUGUAGUUCAUCAUGACACCAAAUGUAGCCUUUAAAGUGUGUGUCUACAAAUACACACACACACACACACACACACACACACAGCUUGAUAAACACUUUUAGGAUAUGCCCCCUCUACUAAAUAUUGACUCACCUUUUUAUUUGUAUUUUUUGCGUGUGGGUGCACGCUGGCAGCAAAUACUUGGACGUGCUCAUGUUGAAAGCAAAUGGAAUAAAACAGGAAGAGGAAAAGGAAAACUAACAGCAGAGUAACAAGUUUAUUUAUGUGAAAUAUUCCAGAUGAUAUUUGGCUUCACUUCCACACACUGCAGCAAGUUCAUUUAGGUUGGUGCCACCAUCAAAUCCAAAUUAACGUGGCUUUACUGCACUUUACAUCCUAAAACCUUUUCUAAUACUUUUUAGAUGAGCAUGCAUGAAUGCAUUUACAUACUGAGAACAUAUGCUGUACAGUAUAUGUAUAUUUUCAUAUCUUUUUACAUGAAGUUAAUGUUUUAUUUGGGAGUAAAGGUUCUCCAACGAGUCCUGAUCCUGACAGGAGGUCCGCUGCAUGUUUUCUUUUUUUUUUUUUUUUUUAAGAAUUUUCCUGAAAGAUCCAAAGGAGGCUCGUGCUCGCUAAAAUAAGACAGGCUAUGCAAGCUGGCUUUGUACAGUUUUGGACCUACCGGACUGCUUCUAACCUCCAAGGCGACUUUUGCUCUUCUUCCCAAGUCUUAUUUAACGCUGGCAUCUUUCCUGACAGCUUUUUCUACUGAAAAGUCAAGCUGGAGAGGAUUCUAUUCCUCCUCCUCCUGCAGAAUCAAGAAGCAAAGCGUCCGAACUGCACGCUUUUGUGCGCGCUCACAAAAGAGAAUCCGCUUUGUAUCCGGAUUAACUUCUCUUCUUUUUAAUGAUACAAUCACGCUUAGCAUAACUUUUUUGUCCCCCUCCUCUCCCGGCUUGCCUGAAGGCAGCGCGCAUGCGCGCCGGCGUCCUGGCUGUCACCAAGACAUUUUUCUUGUGGUUGGAAGCUGUCAGUGGUGACGUCAAUCAGGCGGUUCUGACCAAUUAGAGCCAGGCCUGAUUGUUUGGCUCUGCGGGCUGCAGCUCCUAGCAUGAGGCGCUUUUCUCUAUCAAAGCUUCCUGCUGCUGCUGCUCUCCACCCGUAGCUUCCAUGCACGUCGAGCAACUUUAUCAACUUUUCUUUUUUCUCCUCUCUUGCACCGCGAUUAAAACAUAUUUGUCAUCAUCAUUAUUGUUUUGCCCGCUGUCAAGUGCUUGCAAAAUGAGGGCGUAAUGAGCGUGGAUGCGCCGGGAAUCCCCGUGAUGGACCCUGCCUUCUCCAAACGGAACACGGCGCUGAGAUUAGUUGACUUGGCGGGGGCUCAGCACCACCACCAUCAUCACCACCCUGCCCCUCAGAGCGUGACAGGCUUCCCGGGGUUCGGCAGCCAUCCACACUCAAUGGCUCACUCGCACCCUGGGGAGAUGACUGCGGAACCCCGCCUGGGGCCGAGUCCAUUCGGGCCAGAACACAUGGGGCACUCGGCGGCCCUCAAAAUCAGCCCAGCCCAUCAUUAUCCCCACCACCACCACCACCACAAUCAUCAUAUGGCAGGCCACAGCGAAGUGGUCUCCAGUCAAACGGGAGCUUUCGGCCCGCUUCAGGCGACCUACUCCAUGACGCACCCGGCUCAGGCUCUGUCGGCAGGUAGGACAGACUUCCUCAUCCGGAGCCAUCAAGCCAUGCCGGUUCUGGCCGAGCAGCCUCUCGGUUCCGCCUCUCACCACGGCAUGUUUGUGUCGACAACAGGUAGUGGCUACCCCGCGCACUAUGACGCCGGCGGACACGCGCUCUUUCCCGGGCUGCACCACGACCAGACGUCCGGCGCCGCCGCGGCCGCUCCGGCCCUGAACGGACAAAUACGCUUGGGACUACCGGGGGACGUGUACGUGCGCUCCGAGCACUCCUUGACUCAGGUGGCCGCAGCCAGCCGCGCGGAUCCCUUCUCCGCCUCGCCGCUGCACGGCUACGGAGGACUCAACCUCAACGUCAACCUGCAUGGCGCGCACCACCCUCACGCGCACCCGCACGGCACCGGAGCCUUCUUCCGCUACAUGCGGCAGCCCAUCAAGCAGGAGCUCAUCUGCAAAUGGAUGGAACCUCACAGGUCCAGCAAGAACCUCUGCUCCAAGACCUACAGCACCAUGCACGAGCUGGUUACGCACGUCACCGUGGAGCACGUCGGAGGACCGGAACAGGCGAACCACAUCUGCUUUUGGGAGGAAUGUCCUCGGGAGGGCAAGCCCUUUAAAGCCAAAUACAAGCUGGUCAAUCACAUCCGCGUGCACACCGGGGAGAAGCCCUUCCCGUGCCCUUUCCCGGGCUGCGGGAAAGUCUUUGCGCGCUCGGAAAACCUCAAAAUUCACAAAAGGACGCACACGGGAGAGAAGCCGUUCAAGUGCGAGUUUUCAGGCUGCGAUCGUCGCUUCGCCAACAGCAGCGACCGUAAGAAGCACUCCCACGUGCACACCAGCGACAAGCCGUACACGUGCAAGGUGCGCGGCUGUGACAAGUCCUACACGCACCCAAGCUCCCUGCGCAAGCACAUGAAGGUGCACUGCAAGUCCCCCCCGCCCAGCUCCGGCUACGAGUCGUCCACGCCGUCCCUGGUGUCCCCGUCGUCGGACUUGGGCCGAGAGGCGGCUGGAGCCUCUACGGAGCCGCCGGGGGGCUCCUCUCAGCCGGCCAACCUGAGCGAGUGGUACGUGUGUCACAGCUCGGGGGCAAGCGGGGCCCAAAGUGGGCCAUCCACGCCAGACCCCGCCGAGGAGCCCCCCUACAGGAACCAGGAGCUGAGGGACGCCUUUUAGACUUGGACCUGCUGACAAAAUGACUAAAAGUCCUGGCACAUGUGCUUUAUUUUUUAUGGACCAUGCAGUCUUUGUGAACUUUGUGGUACUUCAUGUAGACUUUAGGCAUGCUCUCUUUUUGUAAAUACUUUAAUUUAUUUUCCAAGCUGGUUUUGUAUCAAACGAACCAAAGUGCACGUUUCGAACUCUGAGGCCAAAUUGUACAUUUUGUAACAUUUUGUAAAGUUGUCCUUGUUAGUUUUGUACUGUUUACACACACAGAGGCUUUAUUUGCGUCCCUGCUGACCGUGGAAUUGUAACCAAGUGUGUGAUUUUAAUCUUCUUUGUUUUUCUUUCCAGCGUCGAGCAGCACUCCAACUCGCAUACCGAACUGCCUUGUCAUUUGUGAGUAUUUCCAAUAAAUCCUGACAAAAUCAAGUGAAACCUGAGUCGCUUGGCCUUUUUUCAACGUCUCGUGUGCUCAUUUGCAUUUAUUGGAACAAUCGGCUGCCUUUUUGUAAACUUCUAACACCAACUCAAUGUUUCUUUUUAACCUAAUUUCUAUUUUCCAGAAAGGGUCUGUCUGAGUGUUAGCGCUUUUUAUUUGUAUUCUUCUCGUGCAAAGGCGGCGUGUCAGUGUGAAGUGUUAACUCAGUUGUGCUGCAGACACGUCCAUGAAAAGCCGCACUAUUCUGAUCCGGACUUCAAAGUGGACUGGGCCACAAAGGGCCAUGUUUUGUUAGGCCGGAGCAUCC
This is a messenger RNA of Dunckerocampus dactyliophorus (ringed pipefish), 4001 nucleotides long. It is a transcript of the gene zic4, whose product is annotated as zic family member 4. Gene Ontology annotation, biological process: central nervous system development; regulation of transcription by RNA polymerase II. The transcript is spliced from 2 exons. NCBI's taxonomy places the organism in Eukaryota, Metazoa, Chordata, Actinopteri, Syngnathiformes, Syngnathidae. The record is from RefSeq and is a predicted model, not a curated record. Gene Ontology annotation, molecular function: DNA-binding transcription factor activity, RNA polymerase II-specific; RNA polymerase II cis-regulatory region sequence-specific DNA binding. Gene Ontology annotation, cellular component: nucleus. Bases 1690 to 3267 code for a protein of 525 amino acids.